ACGAGUGCUGGCCGAGAGUGGGGCUCGUGAGCGCCGCGUGACGGGAGUGUGACGAGGUCUGAUGGGUAUGUGACGGGGUGUGACGCUCAAAUACCGUGACCGCGAAAUACAAGUGACGAGUGCUUUCCGUUUGGGAGGAUUUAUCAGAUACAGGAUGGGCGGCCUGCUGGGCAGCCGGCGGCGGCUGCUGCUGUCAGCAGCUGUCCUGCUGAUUUCAGCUCGGAUCAGCAGAGCAGCAUUAUGUGACGUCAGCUCGUCCGACACAGUGGUCAUUGUCGACAUUAUGGAGAGUCUCGGAGACGAGAUGGACCAGCCGACCUCCCCUCGUGAGCUGCCCAUAGAGGGUUCUUCCGACGAGAUUUCCCUCUCACUUCUACCGGACGCCACUAACUUCUUCCGUCUGGAGGGGAAGUCGCUAUAUCUGGCGUCUCCUCUAGACAGGGAUGCUGACGACCUCAGCUCCAUUGUACUCAGGGUGUCCUGUCAAGUACGAGCCAGCGGCUACCGACGGACAAUACCGGUCAUCGUACGGGUAACGGAUACCAAUGAUAACACACCGGAGUUUACCCGGCUCCCCUACAGGACACGGAUACCGGAGAACACGGCAGUGGGAGAGGUAAUUUACCGCGACAUCGAGGCGACGGAUCGGGAUGCCGGUAUCAACGCCCUGCUCCAGUACUCGCUGGUCCCUGGCGAUGGUGGCGCCACCGACGGAUAUGGACGGUUCAGCAUCGCACGACCCCACCAGGGUGUGGUGACGCUGACCCGUCCCCUAGACUUCGAGACCACCAACGUCUACUAUCUGAGGGUAGUGGCCAGCGACCAGGCGCAGCCGUCGUCCGCGCGACGUUCGGCCACCACCACUCUGACGGUUCAGCUCGACGAUAGCGACGACCUGGGUCCGGGAUUUGUGGUGGCCGGCUGUCGGCCUAGUGGGCAGGAGUGUCCGCUGCCGAGCUACAGAGCUACGGUUGUCUCCAGGGAGCUGUCUGGCGUUCUCGAUGUUCGACCAGAGAGAAUCCACGCCGUCGAUAGGGAUACUCUCGGAGCUGAUAUCGAGUAUAGGUUUAUAUCUGGUCAGCCGCCCAACUACCACCAGUAUUUCGAGAUUGACCUGGCCUCGGGUCAGGUGCGCCAGAUUCAGCCGGUGGACCGGUCCAUGGUCAAACAGUUCACCAUUACCGUUCAGGCCCGAGAGCGCACGCCCUCCGGCCGAUCUCAAACCACCGAGCUCAUCAUUGACGUCAAGGCCGUGGACACCAGCCCGCCUGUCGUCACUAUUACGUCACCAGAAGGCUACGUUCAGGAAUCGUCAGCGGUCGGUACCAAGAUCAUGGUACAGCCUCAGAGUCUGGAUGUGAUCCAACUGAGGGUCGAUGAUCCCGACUGGACCCCCGGCGAGGACCGUAUGCAGUACCGCUACGAGCUGACCACAGACGCGUUCGCCGUGGAUCGGGAUGGUUAUCUGGUGGUGGCCAGAGGGGAUCUGGAUCGAGAUCCGCCGGCGCCAUCGCAGCUCACGUUCCAGGUGGUCGCCCGAGAGGUAACCAGCAGCGGACCGGGUAGGGCGAGUCUACCUGCCACCGUAACGGUCCACUUGCUAGACGUGAACGAUAAUUCACCCCAGCUGCCCAUGUACCGGCCUGUGAGGAUCGCGGCGGGCAGUGGAAGGAGGAGGAUACUGCAGGUCCACGCCACUGACGUAGACGAAGGAGCCAACUCGGACAUCUCGUACGGCGUGGUUCACGUCUCCAACAACGGCAGGUCCAAGUUCGAGAUCAACUCGCGCUCGGGCGACCUGGACAUCCUACAGCGGGUGUUUAGUGGGGAGCAGUACAGCAUCACUGUGCAGGCGGCGGACCGCGGCGGCCGGCAGUCCCAGACCAUCGUCGAGGUAGCCGUGGUGCCCGGCCCCAACUCUGGCGGGCCCGUCUUCAGACAGAGUCUCUAUGAUGCAGAUGUGUCGGAGGGGGCCGGUGUCGGAAGCACGGUGCUCACUGUGAUGGCGGUCGACCCCGAGGGCGACCCGGUGACCUAUUCGCUGGUGGAAGGCACUGGUCUCGAUCAGUUUAGCAUCGGCAGAGCCACGGGAACAAUCAGUGUGACCAGGCCUCUGGACCGGGAGCAGCUCAGCAAAUAUAAUCUGAUGGUGCGCGCGUCGGACCCGGAUGGUCUGGCCACCACAGCUGUGGUGAAUAUCCGUGUAUCGGACAUCAACGACAAGAACCCGCAGUUCCUGAACCUGCCGUACACCUUCCGCACGCGGGAGGGAGAGACGGAUCUGUUCGUGGGACGAGUUAGGGCGGUAGACGAGGACGCCGGUGCCAACGCCGCUCUACUCUUCUCGGUGCCAGAGAGCUCUCCGUUCUCCAUCGACCCCACCAGCGGGGAGAUUCGUACCAGAAGGCCACUCGAUUACGAGAACCAGGGGGUGCAUUACCUGGUUGUGACGGCUAAGGACGGCGCUGCGGACCCGCGGAUCGCCACUGCCACGGCCACCAUAUUUGUCAGCGACACGGAGGACGAGCCGCCCGUCUUCAGAGAGACUCGCUACGACGUCUCAGUGCCCGAGAACACGCCGUACGCGGACGUUGUCAGGGUACAGGCGGUGGAUCUGGACUCCCGGCCUUCUAUUCAUUACGUCAUACGGGAAGGAUCGCGUGACUUCUUCAACAUUAACCCCGAGACCGGUCUGAUCACCACUCUGCGUGGGCUGGACUAUGAGCGCGAGAGUCGCCAUGUGCUGGUCAUUGGAACAGAGGAGAAUCGAGCUGACUCUCCCGACGCCACGGCGACUGUUAUCAUUCAGGUGGAAGACAGAAACGACCUGCCUCCGGUAUUUACCGAGGUACCGCGUCCCGUGGAACUGAGGGAGUCGGACCGGCCCGGUCAGGUCAUCGCGGCUCUCAGAGCUAUCGACUCGGACGGCACCGCGCCUGGUAAUAAGGUGCGGUAUGCUGUUACCGGCUCCGGUCGAGCUGAGAGAUUCUUCACGGUGAACCCAGAGACGGGAGAUGUGUCCAUCAGAGAACCCCUGUCGGCAGGGGCAGAGACCAAAUACGAGCUGGAGGUGACUGCGUUUGACCUGGGAACCCCGGAGCUCAGUUCGUCCGUCCUUCUGCCCAUAUUUGUGGAGAGACGGGGACAGCCCAGCCGGCCGCUGGAGCCCAAAGAAGGCGUCUCAUUCGCGGAUCGGGAGCACUCUGUCGAACUAAUGGAGAACGCGGCCGCCGGUACCCUGGUCAAAUCCAUCACCCUGAUUAACGUGCCGAGGUCGGCGGGCGACCUGCGCUGUGACGUCAUCGGAGGCGAUGAGGAAGGUCAUUUCUCUGCCGUAAUACGCGGUGCCUCGUGUGAAGUCCGGGUAGCUACUGAGCCCAUCGACUACGAGCAGCAGCAGAGGUACAGACUGAGACUGAGGCUGCGGUCCUCAUCGGUUAUGGUCGACCCGGCGAGGGAUAUCGCUACGCUGGUGGUUAACGUGCAGGACCGCAACGACCACCGUCCCGAGUUUAUAUUCAGCCAGGCCUACAGUGCCGUGGCGCCGGGACGGUACCUGACUGCAGUCGACCGCGAGGCGCAGCUCGGUACAAACGUCAUCAGAGUGCAGGCUCGUGACGGUGACGCCGGCCAGUACAGCAGGAUCACGUUCCACAUAUCCAGCGACUCCAACCAGUUCGGCUACUUCGACAUAGAUUCAGAGUCGGGCAUCAUUAGUACGGCCAAAAGCUUCAGGUCUGUGAAGCCCGAGCAGCUACCGUUCAACCUGACCGUGCUGGCCCGAGAUAGCAGCAGCACUGGCGAUAUCAUGGAGACCAGCGUACCCGUCCUGAUAAACCUCAUCACCCCUGAGAACCGUAUGAUUCUGGUGGUGCGUGACGCGCCUCCAGAGACGGUCAACAGCCACCAGGCCAAGCUGAUCAAGGUGCUGCAGGACCUCGCUGGAGAUGAUCUGGUGGUUGGCGUGGAACGUAUCGACUCCCGUCGCUACAUCUCCGAAAACGGCUCCAUCGAGACAGAUCCAGCCGGCACUGACGUCUGGUUUUACGUCAUCGAUCCGCGCUCUGACGUCAUACUGACGCGCCGCAGCGGCCGACUGGACAGCACAAUCACCGGAGCCCGGGCGCGCAGUCAGAUAGCCUACUACCUCUCUGCCGGCCUGGGGGCCCGUGUGGAGGACGUACGCGGCCCCCUCGUAGUUACCCCAACAGUCACAACGCGACAGGUUACCCAUGGCACGGCGCUGGAGAGUUACCAGGUCGCCCUGCUGGUAUUCGGCUGUCUGAUCGCCUUCGUCAGUCUAUGUGGAAUUAUCCACCUUUGCACACUAUGGUCCCGGUAUAGACGACACAGGCGCUCCAAGUCGGAGGGGACGCUCAUUAUUCCUAAAUAUGAGCCGUAUCUGGUGGAGCCCAGUCUGAAAGAGUAUGAAACGCAGGUACUCCAAAUGAGCGUGCCAGUGGACGACGACAGCGUGAACGACUUUCAGCUGGAUUUCCGGAGCGAUCAGCCUCACUAUCUGAACCUAGAUAGCAUCAGCUACAUCACAAAGGACGGCAACUCGUCCACAGGGAAGGACUCUGGCCACGCCACGCCCUCGGACCACCACCCGAUGAGGUCGUCAGAUCCCUUCCAGCCCGACAGCAGAUUCGACAACAAGAUCAUCAGUGAAAUUCACGAGGAGAUCUCAAUAGUCAAGGACGGGGUUCGGGAGUACAGGGUGACGAGGGACGUUCUACGAGAGGUGGAGCAUGUCUCGGAGGAGCUCAGCGCCUUCGACAAUCCCCUAUAUGAGCAGUCCUCCUCUGAAGACGAGGUGGACGCCCAAUCCAUCAGCGCUACCAACGAGAACGUCACAUUCCGGGAGAGGCGCGACUUCAGCUACCUGCAGAGGUCGCCCGUCGAGUCCACCACCGAACUGUGAUCGUGACGUCACGAAAUGUCACGGAGUGGUCACGGAACGUCACGAACUUCCAUGGAGUGGUCUUGGAAUGGUGCGAAAUGUCACAGAAUGAUAUGAAAUGUCAUGGACUAGGGCAGAAUGUUACGGAGCAUAACGGAAUGUAACGGAGUAGGAUGGAGUGUCACGAAAUGUCAUGAAAUAUUGUACAAUGUCACGAACGUGUCACGGAAUGUCACAAAAUGUCAUAAAGCGGCCAUAUGAUGUUAUAGAGCGGUAUGGAAUGUCUGAAGAUUGUUACGAAAUAUCACGGGAUGUUACUUAAGAUCACGAAAUGGUACAGAUUGUCUUGGUAAGGAACAAUCAUUACGAUACGAAUGUCGUGAACGCCAAGAAUCAACCAAGAUGAUUGAGACAUCGUGGGUUGUACUAGGCGUUACGGUGUGUACAUAUCUUUACAGAGUGUUGCCAAGCGUAACGGAUGGAACGUCACGAACGGACCGUCACGGACAGAGCGUGACGAAUUAUUCGUCACGCACGGAACGUCACAGACGUUUAAGGUGGUAUCAGCCUGGACUGACUUGGGAAAGGUAGCAGGUGCGUGCUAUUUUUCUCUGACGAGUGACCAUUGUACUCUGUGUUGAUUGAAACAUCGGUGUACCGGCGAAACCAUUGUUGAAUGAUGGCUGGUGCGUUGAUAAAUCGCUCUCGAAUGUUGUUUAGUGCCAGAGCGUUGUCCUUCCGGCAGGUAUGAUCAUACUUGGUGUCAUACCUAACAAUAGUUUGAGGACACGUGACAUCUCAGCGCCAUGCGGUGUGGUCAGAUGGCCAUACUCGGUGUUUUACGAUGCUUUGUCACCAUACCUGCACCCAUACAGUGUGGUGUCAGGUAGCCAUUAACCAUACCUGGUUUCAUGCCGAGGUCACCUGACUAUACUAGACGUCAUACUGCGGUUAGACUGUCAUACUCUGCGUUAUACAG
This is a messenger RNA of Amphibalanus amphitrite, 5882 nucleotides long. RefSeq names its product cadherin-99C-like. Gene Ontology annotation, cellular component: plasma membrane; catenin complex. Bases 155 to 4924 code for a protein of 1589 amino acids. Lineage: Eukaryota; Metazoa; Arthropoda; Thecostraca; Balanomorpha; Balanidae. The transcript has 38 exons. Gene Ontology annotation, biological process: homophilic cell-cell adhesion. The record is from RefSeq and is a predicted model, not a curated record. Gene Ontology annotation, molecular function: cadherin binding; calcium ion binding.